AUGCCUUGUCCCGGGCCACCUUUACCCCCCGGCAUACUCGUCGAUGAAGAGAUCUCGCCAGUAUACAAUUCCAAGUACUUUUACCCCGCGAAGCCUGGAGAGAUACUCGCCAGUCGUUACCAAACCUUGGUCAAGGUUGGUUGGGGCGUAUCUUCAACAGUAUGGCUCGCGCGUGAUUUGCAAGGGAAUACGCAUACAGCAGAGCCUGAGAACGUGGUGGCACUAAAAAUUGCCAAUAACAAUGCGAGUUCCACUGGUCAUGAGCGCGAAGUUGAACAGCAUAUCUCCAUGGUAGACCCAUCACACCGCGGUCGCUCACUUAUCCGAACACUACUAGACUAUUUCGAAGUUAAAGGUCCACAAGGUUUUUAUUCGUGUCUUGUGUAUCCGCCUAUGAGGGAGCCAUUGUCGAUGUAUCAGCGGCGCUUUGACGACGGAAAGAUGCCACUGCCCCUCAUUAAAACAUACAUUCGUGCUCUUCUUACGGGGCUUGAUUAUCUGCACAAAGAAUGCAGGACAGUUCAUACGGAUCUAAAGCUCGAGAAUAUCAUGGUGUCAUUCGAAGAUCCAAGUGUGCUUGCUGAUUUCUUGGAUUCUCACCUUGAAAACCCGAUGGCUUUUAAAAUUGAUUCAGCGGGACGACCAGUGUAUCAGUCCCGUAAUGACUUCGGGCCACUCAAAAGCCUGAGAAGUAUACCACAGCUUGUCGACCUUGGCUUGGCAACUAGACUCGAGGCAGACGACGACUGGGGUGUUUGGCCCAUUCAGCCAGACCACUACCGGGCGCCAGAGGUGAUACUGGGUAAUGGAUGGCAAAUGCCUGCGGAUAUUUGGAAUCUUGGUGUUCUGUUGUGGGAUAUGGUGGAAGGCAAAGAGUUAUUUCGGCAUAUUCAUGAUCAAAAAGGUCGCUACGAUGCUAAAUUACACGUCGCUGAAAUGAUAGCCUUACUCGGUCCACCCCCUCCAGAGGUCAUACAAAGGUAUCAAUACAUGCGAGAGUACUCGUGGCCAAAACCCGUCAGACGAGAAGACGGUAGAGUAUGCGAGACGGCGGAGGAGUACUUCUGCGGGCCAUUCUUUGACAACAAUGGUAUUACUGGCUUUUUUCUCUCGAACGCAUUAUUCUCAGACUCACGAAACAUCUUAGGCCGCUUCCUUUUUGAAGACCAGAUCCCCGACCGCAAAUUAGGCGACACAGCUUCCUUUCUUGAGGAAAAGGAGAGGGAAGGGUUUUUGGAUUUCGCCAAGGGAAUGCUUGUCUGGCAUCCAGAUGCAAGAAAAACGGCAGGCGAAUUGGUCGUGCAUCCUUUUCUUCAACCAAGUCAAACAAGCGCCUGA
Penicillium soppii is the source of this 1338-nucleotide messenger RNA. Its product is annotated as putative protein kinase. Gene Ontology annotation, molecular function: protein kinase activity; ATP binding. Gene Ontology annotation, biological process: protein phosphorylation. The transcript is spliced from 4 exons. The coding region runs from base 1 to 1338 and encodes 445 amino acids. Lineage: Eukaryota; Fungi; Ascomycota; Eurotiomycetes; Eurotiales; Aspergillaceae. The record is from RefSeq and is a predicted model, not a curated record.